Rotaria sp. Silwood1 is the source of this 537-nucleotide messenger RNA. The record is from the annotation of a GenBank genome assembly. Lineage: Eukaryota; Metazoa; Rotifera; Eurotatoria; Philodinida; Philodinidae.
AUGAAACAAGCUUCCGGAAAUUCAAAUGAAUUUCCUGGAAAUUCUAAUAAGGCAUCAUACGCUGAUUUAACUUUACAAGGUAUUGAAGCUAUUUCAAAAGUUUAUAUGGUUAAUCCAAAACUUGAUAAAUCAAAAACAAGAAUUCAAAUUAAUGAUAAUUGUGAAAUUGAAACAAUUGCUGAUUGGAUGUUAGAAACUGGUGAAACUUCAUUUAAAAAAGUUUUAGCUACUAAAGAUAUUGAUUUGAGAAGAACUUAUACAAAUGAUGUGGUAGAAAUAUUUGAUGUAUUUAGUAUUGACGCUGUACGACAAGCUAUUGAAUAUGAAAUGAAUCAUGUUAUUUCAUUUGAUGGUUCUUAUGUUAAUUAUCGUUAUUUAGCUCUUGUUUGUGAUAUUAUGAGAACUAAAAGACAUUUAAUGGCUAUAACAAGACAUGGAAUUAAUAGACAAGAUGUUGGACCUAUAAUGAUAUGUUCUUUUGAAGAAACUGUUGAUGUUUUAAUGGAAGCAGAUGUACAUGCAGAAUUUGAUCCAUGA